This is a messenger RNA of Sungouiella intermedia, 1524 nucleotides long. The record is from the annotation of a GenBank genome assembly. Lineage: Eukaryota; Fungi; Ascomycota; Pichiomycetes; Serinales; Metschnikowiaceae.
AUGUCCGACGCUCACCGUAAAGAUAUCCACGAAAAGAUCGAGUCCAAGCUUAAGCCAGACUCCCAGAAGUCCACUGGCGAGUUGGUGAAGGACAAGGUUACUGACAACUUGGACAACGCCGCUGGUGACAGCACCAGAAAGGGUGACAAGGGUUUCAUCCAGCAGGCUGCUGACAAGGUCUUCGGCAACAACCGGCGCCACUUUUUUCAAACAAUGACAACCACGUCUAAAGACCCCUCCACUUUGCACAAUCCAUACUUCGAACAGAACCCCAACAGAAAGGAUGUCUGGACAUUGAUUAACGAGACUGCUGCUAAAGCUCAGGAAGAGCUCGGAAAGCCCGUGACUAACUUGGGCCAGGGUUUUUUUUCCUACAAUCCUCCUGAUUUUGCUUUGGAGGCCGUCAACCACUCCUUGACAAAGCCACAGUACAAUCAGUAUGCUAGUGCAAGGGGAAACCCCAAUCUCUUGAAGAGUUUGGCAGAGAUGUAUACGACCGAGUACGGCCGUCCUGUUGAUGUAUCUGAAGUUCAGGUCACCACAGGAGCCAAUGAGGGUAUGUUCUCUGUGUUUUUCGGAUUCUUGACUCCAGGAGACGAAGUGGUUGUAUUCGAGCCAUUCUUCGAUCAAUACAUCCCUAAUGUUGAAAUGACAGGAGCCAAGUUGAAGUAUGUUGGCAUCAAAUUUCCUGAGAAGUUUGAUUCCGAGAACGUAACUGGUGAUGACUGGCAGAUCGACUGGGACGGCUUGGAGAAGGCUAUCACCCCAAAGACAAAGAUCAUUGUCAUCAAUACUCCUCAUAACCCAAUCGGAAAGGUUUUCAACGAAGAGGAGCUCUACCGGAUCGGUCAAUUGGCUAUCAAAAACAAUUUGAUCUUGUUGUCGGACGAGGUUUACGAGAACUUGUACUAUCUUCCAAAGUUCCCCAGACCGGCAGCUUUGGCUUCCUUGCCUGAAUUGGCUGAUAGAACUUUGACUGUUGGAUCUGCUGGAAAGUCUUUUGCUGCCACUGGCUGGAGAGUGGGUUGGAUCCAGGGACCCUCCGAAUUGCUUAAGUAUGUCGCUUCGGCACAUACCAGAAUCUGUUUCUCCACUCCAGCUCCAUUGCAGCAGGCUGUCUCGGAAGCACUCACGCAGGCCGCCGCCAACAACUACUUUGAACUUACUCGUAAGCAAUACGAACAUAAGUACAAAAUCUUUGAACAAGUUUUUGAAGAGUUGGGUUUGCCAUACACUACUGCUCAAGGUGGAUAUUUCUUGCUUGUUAACUUCAAGAAGUUGAAGAUCCCUGAUGACUAUGUUUACCCUGAGGAGAUUCUGAGCCGUGGCACCAAUGACUACAAGCUUGUUUAUUGGUUGAUCAAAGAGAUUGGAGUAGUCGGUAUUCCUCCAACAGAGUUUUUGGUUCCAGAACACAGAAAAAACAAUCCUUUGGAGAACUCCGUGAGAUUUGCCGUGUGCAAGGACGAUUCAUUGUUGGAGGAAGCAGUGAUUAGAUUGAGAAAGUUGAAGGAGUACUUGUGA